GAAGCCUAAUGAAUAAUGAAUGAUGUGUGCGUCGAGUUAGCAGCUGGGAUCCAGAGUGGGUCACUCUCACGAGCCGCGAGCAUGGAGUUUGCCUUCUUGGUGCUAAUGCUCGGAGGGGCAAUCUGGGGCACAGGAGCCCAAUCAGGGUGCGACCGAUGCCAUCCCACCGACUGCCCGGCCGUGCAGUGCCGAGUGCCCGAACUACUGGCGAAGGACGAGUGCGGCUGUUGUGACCGAUGCCUGGGAGUUCAGGACGAGCGGUGCGGUGGUCGGGGUCUAAGGCACGGCCGCUGCGCCCCCGGAUACGUGUGCUUGACCUCAGCGGACGGACAGCGGCGGGAAGAGGAGGAGGGGAAGGAAGGGGAGGAAGAAGAGGGCACCGGGUCCUGCGUUUGCAAACACGACUACCCAGUGUGUGGGUCGGACACUAACACCUAUCCCACUAUCUGCGCCUUGCAUCUGGCCAGCUGGCUAUCCGUGCACAAGCAAAAGGGCAAGAUCCACAAAGUACACGACGGGGAGUGCAAAUACGCUCCUGUAAUCAUCCUUUCCCCAAAGUCAGUCCAGAAUGUGACUGGUGCCCAGGUCUACCUGGCCUGUGAAGUGAAAGCUGUUCCAACUCCGAUUGUCACCUGGAGAAAGGUCACCGAGUCACCCAAGGGAAUAAAGCUUUUGGAAGAGCUACCCGGAGAUCGAGUGAAUCUUGCAGUUCAGGUCCGCGGUGGGCCAUCUAAACACGAAAGCACCGGAUGGGUUCUGAUAAAUCCACUGACAAAGGAAGACGAAGGUGUUUAUCAAUGUCAUGCCAGCAACAUCCUUGGAGAGGCUCAGACUGAAGGCACAAUCACGGUCACGGAGAAGGUCAUUAUGACUAAAGGUAAGAAAAAAAAGGACUUUCUGAAGGAAGAAAAUUAAAUCCUGGAUAACUCCACAUUGAUAAAUCCUUUUCCUGCAUUUUAGAGUUAGAGAAAAAUGAAACAUAACAGAUUGAAUUGAAAAUGAUGUAUUUUCUACCAUUUUCUUCUACUUUUCUAAAGUUUUUACGAUAACAUUAGUACAUCCAGUAUAAAACGAUAGGCAUUUGCAGAACCUCAGUGUGCAAUUGAAAAUGCCUUAGAUGUUCAUGAAGAGGAGGUUGGUUGGGACUGAGGAUGUUAGAAGCUCACAGUGAUUGUAUAAAACACAGAUGGGUGUCAUAUACCUUAGCACCAUAAUGAAGACACUUCAUGUUACAUUAACCAAGUUUUAAUCUUUCAGCAAAAAUUCUUAAAUGAUACAUCAGUUGUGUUGUGUUUAGUGCAAUGAUUAGUCUUUGAAUAAGUUUUUUAAAAUUUGUGGUUUUAUAUUUAAAGAAGUUCACUUUCAAAUUUUAAUGAACAAACAUGGUGGAACUUGUGCAGCCAACAAAUUUAGGAAACCAUGCUUCCUAAACUCCUGGGUAUGACACAGCACUGUUCUUGGCUAGUAUGACUAAUUUAGAAUGGAGGUUUCCAAUGAAAGAUAAGAAAUUUAAUAGCUAUCUUUGUUGUGUACUCUUUUUCAAAGUGUUUUAAUAAAGAUUACUGUUACUCUUCAAAAACAUUUAACUAC
Messenger RNA from Hypanus sabinus (Atlantic stingray), 1590 nucleotides. Its product is annotated as insulin-like growth factor-binding protein-like 1. Gene Ontology annotation, biological process: regulation of signal transduction; regulation of cell growth. Lineage: Eukaryota; Metazoa; Chordata; Chondrichthyes; Myliobatiformes; Dasyatidae. Gene Ontology annotation, cellular component: extracellular region. Gene Ontology annotation, molecular function: insulin-like growth factor binding. The record is from RefSeq and is a predicted model, not a curated record.